UUCCUUUGUGUCGGUCGCAAAUUACAAUCUAAUAUACAUUUUUUCCUCAAAUUUUAUUUAUUGUACUGUAUUUCCCCAUAACUGCUUGUCCUUUUUACAGCAAUUUUACCCCCUUCAUUUACUCAGUUUUCUUCGUUAGGGUUUUUCCCCGUUCAAUAGAUUUCCCCCAAAUUGUUUGAAUUCCUCACAAUUAUUCCUAGUGAGAUGUGUUCACUGACUUGUUUAAGGUAAUGAUUCGCAUUUGCUCCUUCGAUUUCACCCUUAGAUCGCGCACUCAGAUUCAGCUCAAAUUCAAGUGAAAUUUCUUCUGAAACCCUAAUGGCGUCGGCAUCUAAGCAAUACUACGCAACCAGCAGUCUGGUUAUCGGCUACGCACUGUGUUCGAGCUUACUCGCCGUGAUCAACAAAUUCGCCAUUACGAAGUUCAAUUACCCGGGCCUCCUCACCGCUCUUCAGUACUUCACCUCCGCUCUCGGCGUUUGGGUUCUCGGCAAAUUCGGUUUCCUGCACCACGAUCCCUUCAAUGUCGAAACCGCAAAGAAGUUUCUCCCCGCAGCAUUCGUCUUUUUCCUCGCAAUCUUCACCAACACGAAUCUCCUUCGCCACGCAAAUGUCGAUACUUUCAUCGUCUUCAGAUCUCUCACACCGCUCCUCGUUGCGAUCGCCGAUACCGCGUUCCGGAAGCAGCCCUGCCCUUCGAAACUGACGUUCGUCUCUCUUGUCGUCAUUUUAGGUGGUGCUGUUGGAUAUGUAGCCACCGAUAACGGGUUCACUCUGACUGCGUAUUCGUGGGCUUUCGCGUAUCUGGUCACGAUUACGACCGAGAUGGUGUACAUCAAGCACAUGGUGACUAAUCUCGGCCUCAACACAUGGGGGUUUGUGUUCUACAAUAAUCUGCUGUCGUUGAUGAUGGCACCCCUGUUUUGGAUCAUAACCGGGGAGUACGCCGACGUGUUUGCAGCGCUGUCGUCGUCCUCGAGCGGUGGAGAUUUGUUCGAGCCUGUCGCGUUUUCCGCGGUGUCUUUAUCUUGCCUGUUUGGGCUGCUUAUCAGUUUCUUUGGUUUCGCAGCAAGAAAGGCAAUCUCCGCCACUGCAUUUACGGUUACCGGUGUGGUGAACAAAUUCUUGACCGUGGCUAUAAAUGUGUUGAUUUGGGAUAAGCAUUCGACUCCUUUUGGUUUGCUGUGUUUGCUAAUGACUAUCGCCGGAGGGGUUCUUUAUCAGCAGUCUGUAACCGGAGCAGUUGGGAAUGCUUCGAACUCUGCAUUGUCGAAGCAGUUAGACACUAAGGAUGAUAAAGCAGAUCUCGAUGAAGAGAAAGAUGAGACUUCACACGGCUCGUAAUUCAGAUGUUUUCAACCAUUCAACCCAGGAUUUUAAAUGUAUGGAACAAUUUAGUUUUUACUAUAUAAAUGCAUAUGUGCUUUAAAAUGUAACAGACAAAUAUAUUUUUCCAUAUGAAUUGAUGCCGAGGAUUAGUAGAAAUUUGUUUGCCGUUCGCUUUUAUUGGUACCUCUGUGGAGUUUGGCUGAAUUUAUAUAGUUUACUACCGUGGAUGGGGAACGAUUCUGUUUUCUUUCCGGUAUUUGGUUUUUUUUC
This is a messenger RNA of Erythranthe guttata (spotted monkey flower), 1599 nucleotides long. RefSeq names its product golgi nucleotide sugar transporter 4 (gene GONST4). Lineage: Eukaryota; Viridiplantae; Streptophyta; Magnoliopsida; Lamiales; Phrymaceae. The record is from RefSeq and is a predicted model, not a curated record.